UCAGUGGGGGAAGAGAAAGGGGGAAUCUGAAAUACGAAGACAAAAAGACACUAAACAGACCUGAAAGGGCCCUGUCUUCUACACGGGAAGACUAUUGUCAAAUCAAAGAAGCAAGACGAAACGAAGGUCUUGACUGCCUGAACCACGACAAAAAAAAUAAGUAAAAUGGCGGAGCCGGACAAAUUAAACAUCGACUCCAUAAUACAGCGUCUUCUGGAAGUUAAGGGCUCUCGGCCAGGCAAGAACGUUCAGCUGACAGAGAACGAGAUCCGUGGCCUUUGCCUCAAGUCUCGCGAAAUCUUCCUCAGCCAGCCAAUCCUGCUCGAGCUUGAGGCACCACUCAAGAUCUGCGGUGACGUACACGGUCAGUACUACGACCUGCUGCGGCUGUUUGAGUACGGAGGUUUCCCCCCGGAGAGCAACUACCUGUUCCUAGGGGACUACGUGGACCGAGGGAAGCAGUCCCUGGAGACCAUCUGCUUGCUUCUGGCCUACAAGGUCAAAUACCCAGAGAACUUCUUCUUGCUGCGCGGCAACCACGAGUGUGCCUCCAUUAACCGUAUCUAUGGCUUUUAUGACGAGUGUAAGAGACGGUAUAACAUCAAGCUGUGGAAGACGUUCACAGACUGCUUCAACUGUUUACCCGUGGCUGCCAUUGUAGAUGAGAAGAUCUUCUGCUGCCAUGGAGGCCUCUCUCCAGACCUCCAGUCCAUGGAGCAGGUGCGCAGAGUGAUGCGACCCACAGAUGUGCCUGACCAGGGCCUGCUGUGUGACCUGCUUUGGGCCGACCCAGACAAAGAUGUCCUGGGCUGGGGCGAGAAUGACCGCGGGGUCUCUUUCACAUUCGGGGCAGACGUGGUGGCCAAAUUUCUGCACAAACACGACAUGGACCUUAUAUGCAGGGCACAUCAGGUGGUAGAAGACGGUUACGAGUUCUUUGCAAAGAGACAGCUUGUUACUCUGUUCUCUGCCCCUAACUACUGUGGAGAGUUUGAUAAUGCCGGUGCCAUGAUGAGUGUGGAUGAGACCCUCAUGUGUUCCUUUCAGAUUCUCAAGCCAGCGGAUAAGAAGCUCUACUCUUAUGGUGGAGGUGGAGGAAUGGGAUCUGGACGCCCCGUCACCCCGCCACGGAAUUCCGCCAAAGGCGGAAAGGCCAAGAAAUAACACCCACUGGACCCCCCCCCCAAACCCCCUCCCUGAACCAAGCACCCCCCCACCCCCAUACUCUUUCUCUACCUCCCUACUUUUCCCCUCAUCACCAAACAGCAACAAAGCAGACAGUACCUAGGGUUCGGUCCUCUUUUUCUCUGAUACUGUUUUUAACUGUUUGAGUGUAUGUAUGUCCGUGUGUCUGAAAGAGAGGUUUAUUGUAUUCUGUUUGUAUGUCCUUCCUUUCCCCUGCUCUGUUCUCCUGUCACUUUGUAGAUGAAAUUGGUCCUUCUUUUCAGUGAUGUAAAUGCACACCUGGGGGGGAGGAGGGGAAAGGAGCCUUUACUGUUUGUUAGGGCCCUGCACUGUUUUGAUGCUCAACACAAGCUUUUGUACAUCCUGUUUGAGAGGUGUGUAUGGAAUGGGGUCAAUCUGCAUGGUCAGAUGGUAACAACGGCACACACUGAGAGCACAGGUGGAUAUGUGCAGAUGGACCCUUUUCGUUUAUGGAUUCACAAAGAUCAAGAAGCGGACACGUUUAUUUUUUUUCUCUCCCAAAAACCAAUGAUUUGAAAACGCAAUCAUGGAUGUGAAAUAGUUUGGCUUUUCAGUUUUUUUUUUUUUUUUUUGUAGAUGCAUAAAAAAGGUUUGAAUCCUUGAGUUUUAGUUUAUUUGGAAGCCGAUGAUUAAUAAAGAACCAUUUAUUUAAAAUAUUCCAUCACACUGUUCAUUAUGUUCACCUCACCAUUGCUUUGAUAUUUGUUUAUAUAUUAAAUUCCUCUAACCCACAUGUCAAACUCAUUCCACAAAGGGUUGCGUUUCCAUGGGUUUUUGCUCCACCCUUGUACUUGGUGGAUGAAUUAAGGUCACUAAAUAGUAAUGAAUUUCAGGGAUCCUGAGUGGCGCAGUCUAAGGCACUGCAUCUCGGUGCUAGAGGAGUCACUACAGUCCCUGGUCCGAUUCCAGGCUGUAUUACAACCAGCCGUGAGUGGGAGUCCCAUAGGGCGGCGCACAAUUGGCCCAGUGUCGUCCGGGUUAGUGUUUGGCCGGGGUAGGACGUCAUUGUAAAGAAUUUGUUCUUAACUGACUUGCCUAGUUCCAUUUGGCCCUCCAUUCAAUGAGUUUGACACCUCUGCUCUACCCACUGUCAUUCCCACUUGCUCUUCUCUUGUCUGAACGGUAUCGAAUGCUUUGUUCAGAGUGGGAUGUUGGCAUAAGUUGCUGGCUCCAAGAAAUACACAGCAUUUUGGGGGCUUUUGCUUAGCCAUUUUCUAUCAUCCCCUUUCCUUAAAAUGUGUUCUCCUUGCCCCUAUCCUUUAAACACGGUCUAUGUUCAUCUCUCUGGUUCUCACCCCCCCCAUCUUCCAUAUUCUGUCUCCCAUUUUGCUCAGUUUCCCUCUGGGUUCUGAGUAGUCAAAAUAAUGUCAUACCUCAAUUCUCACCCCACUUUGCAUCUGCCCCCACCCCUUACUCAGCUCAUGUUUUUCUCUUCUCUUUUAUAUUUAAAGAUGUGUAACAACUUGCCAGACAGCAUUAAUGCUCAUUUCCUGUGCUGGGUUCUUUCUCACAUUUUAGUAGCUAGCUCAUAUCUGCUUCUAGUGCUCUCUCCUCUCCACUAGGUGGUGCAUUUCAUAUAACACUCACCAUUGCGUCAUCUCACUGAAGACGGGAUCAGGAGUACUGUACAUUCAAUGCGCCCCAACAGUGCUGAGUGCAUUCAUGGUGCAUAGGCGGCAGUAUGUUUUUUAAAGAUCACAUGGCUCAAGGUUUUUUGGCUUUGUAGUUUAUAAAGAAAAUUGAUCAUAUUGUGAGACCAAGGAGUGUUGGUUUUAAUGACAUGUUAUGAUCUAUUGACCAGAGGAAGUGUUAUUUGCUGUUAGAUAAGGAUAUUGAAUGCUUGAUUUACAAUGUGUUACAUGGAAAGGUAAUACAAUUGUUUUUAAAAGAGCUGUAAUAUUAGAGAACAUUUUGGGUUGGAAAACGUUUUUGCUGACCAAAUAACAGUUUGUUUCAAGUUGUCGGAAUUGUCAAUGGCUUGUUUUCUGGCAAGGCUUUAAGACAAUGAUUCAGAGCUGUAAUGUAGAUCAUCUGCAAUUUUUUGAAAAUAUGCAUUUUGGAAACCAGCUUUGCUUACAUGCUUUAGGCAGUAGGGUAGAGCAAUGCCUCAACUUGAAGAUAAAUUGUUUUGUGGAUCAUUGCAGGUCUUUGUAUUGCUGUUCUGAAUGAUACUUCCAAUUUCACCCGACCCUACUCUGUUCAUAGCAGGGUAAACGUUCUGCUUGUAAUGUUGGUGAGAUCAUUAAUUUGCUGAAAUCAUUAAGACAUCACCAACAAUCUACUGUAACUAUCGAUAUCAAUCGUAUUUCUUUUGAACUUUUAUUUCAAGGACUAGGGCAAUAUAGAUAUUGUGAUAAUGUAACACGUUUUUAUUUUAUUUUAACCAAUCAGGGACGUUUUUCCUUAAUGCACUGUCGCUGGAGGCAAUACAAGGCCACGUUCAGUUGCCAAACGUUGUCGAACGUUGCAGAUAGAAAUGUCAUGAAUAGAGCUGAUGCGUUCGUAUUUAAUAUGUCAGAGGCGUUUGUUCUACAUAGCCUAUUUCUAUCCGAACGUAUCAAAACGUUAAGUCCUGCUGAACGCGCCCCAGGCUAGAAAAGCUCAAAUAUAAAUGAAUCAAAAACGUUAAAUAAAAAUAAAAUGAUGUUUUAUUUUUAUGUAAUUUGUUUUCCAACCAAUCACAAAUCCUGUCUCUGUUACCGGGUAGAAAAUAAAAAAUAGUGAAUUUGUA
This is a messenger RNA of Oncorhynchus nerka (sockeye salmon), 3937 nucleotides long. RefSeq names its product serine/threonine-protein phosphatase alpha-2 isoform-like. The record is from RefSeq and is a predicted model, not a curated record. NCBI's taxonomy places the organism in Eukaryota, Metazoa, Chordata, Actinopteri, Salmoniformes, Salmonidae. Gene Ontology annotation, molecular function: protein serine/threonine phosphatase activity. Gene Ontology annotation, cellular component: cytoplasm; nucleus. Bases 166 to 1164 code for a protein of 332 amino acids. The transcript is spliced from 8 exons.